Molecule: messenger RNA, 2084 nt
Organism: Lolium rigidum
Lineage: Eukaryota; Viridiplantae; Streptophyta; Magnoliopsida; Poales; Poaceae
Exons: 3
Coding region: 483-1973 (496 amino acids)
Molecular function (GO): protein binding
Source: RefSeq, a predicted model, not a curated record
GCCGGCGACAACCACUCUCCCUCGCGCCCUUGUGGCCGGCGAGGGGUAUGUCUUUUUGUGUUUUGGGCAGAGUAAGCUCAUGGGAGCAAUCGAUUUCCUUGUGUAAUCGUGCUAGAAGGAGAUCGACUUCGGUUUUGUUUCAGAUCCCACAAGCGGACUCGAAAGCCAUCUCUAUUUAUUCAGUCCAUGCCCUAGACGCUGUAAUCAGGACUCCUCUAUAAAUAAAGGCUGCGCGGUGGAGAUCCGGCUUAAUAGGGUCGUCUCUAGUUCUUUGAUUUGUGGCCGGCGACAAACACCUUGUGCAAUUGAAAGAGAAAGGUGCUGUUUUUGUUAGGAAAGUUCGUAUUUGGAGAAGUAGUAUAAUCAGGAUUUGAGUCCUAUUGCGCCGGUCUCCAAACAUGUAGUGGAGUAGCACUAGGAGGAGAAUUUGAGUUCAUCAAUCUAUCCAAUAAGGUGGUUUCUGAUUAAUUGGAGACUUGGAGAUGGAGAACAAGAAGGGAACUAGCGACAGCCGCAAUAAAGCCACUGCUUGCCGUGAAGGUGAAGCAGCUUCUGGCGAAGCCGGAAGAGAUAGGCUUAGCAAGCUGCCCGAUGACAUUCUACUCAACAUCCUGGAGAGGGUCGACACGCUAGAAGCAUUAAGAACCUGCAUCCUCUCUAAGCGAAUGCUGCAGCUCUGCACCAUGCUCUCGCGGUUUGACAUAAAUAUGGGUUCCCUUUGCCAUCACCACAAGGCCCAAAUCGGCACCAUUCCUUGUCUUGCUCGGUUCAACAAUGUUGUGGCUGCUGUCACAGAGAAGAUCCUGAGUGCGAGGAAUGUGGAGAUCCCCAUCCGCAAGCUGCGGGUGAAAUUCUAUUUGAGGCAUGAUGAUUGUUUUUCCAUCGGCAAAGCUGUUGCCUGCGCAAUGGCAACCCAGAAGGUGGACGAUGCUGAGUUUGUGCUUCUCACAGAGACGGGUUGUUUAAGCUGCACUCAUGCCGAUCUCCUCUGUCAUGCCAAGAAGUUCAAUAGUUGGUUUCACGAUUGGCCAAUUGUGUUUGCUGGGCUCACGCGCCUGUGGCUGCGCAAUAUGAGGUUUGCUGAACUGGACAUCCCCAACAUCCUUAGCACCUGCAAGCGGUUGGAAUCUUUGCGUCUCUCCUACUGUGACGCAGGGGUCUGUUCCAUGCUGCAAUUAGAACAUGCUCAACUUGUUGAGCUCCACAUUGACCUUGGAAAAUUUGGGACCGUUCAUCUCAACUGUCUACCAAACCUCCAACGCUUGAACUAUACUUGUUGGUCUUAUCAAGAUCCCCUCACUUUUGGUUCUGUCCCACAGCUUUCAAAGCUAAGCCUUGUAAACAUUGGUAUUACUUCGACUAAGAAUCUCCAGUUAAGUGAACUCCUUGCUAAAGUACCCUGGAUAAAAGACCUGCAUCUGGAUUUUAAAAGUGAAAAGAUUUGGGUUCUACCAGAAUGCCCCAAACUGCUUGCGCCUCUCCUUGGAGAGCUACAGAUUGUAAAUCUGGAUAAUCUUCCUGAAGGAUGUGAUAUUGCCUGGACCAUGUUCAUUCUUGAAGCUGCACCCUCCCUAAAGGAGCUACACAUCACGGUGUGGGAUCAUUUAUGCAAAAUGGUAACUAACAAGGACCUUCGGAUGAAAAAUGGUUACUGUGAGAAAGCAAACGUGGAGUGGAAACCAUCUGCUGCUGAUUUCAAGCACAAGAAUCUGGUUAAGCUCACCAUCUACGGUUUCCAACCCGAUGAAAAUUUUGUGCGGUACGUUAGACAUGUCAUGGAAGUUGCGGUGAACAUGGAGGAGAUAUCUCUGCACGACAGGGAGGUGUGCGAGCACUGCGGGGACUUGGAACCCAGUAUCCAGGUUUGUCCUUCUAGAUAUCCGCAGACCAGUGAGGAGAAGGAUAUGUUGAGGGAGAAGAUUACUAAGGAGUUGCGGAUUUCUUCACCUGCUGUGAUUCACUUCAGGUCUUAGUAAUGGAAGAAUAAGAUGCAUGGCAUCACUAUGAUCUGGAGUCUCGUGUAAAUCAAACAUGUAUUUGUACUCUUAUUUAUCCUAGUUUGAAGCUGUUUCUGUUCUCCAUAA